This is a messenger RNA of Heterobasidion irregulare TC 32-1, 1623 nucleotides long. RefSeq lists its product as uncharacterized. Gene Ontology annotation, biological process: RNA processing. Bases 48 to 1280 code for a protein of 410 amino acids. The transcript is spliced from 4 exons. Gene Ontology annotation, cellular component: nucleus. NCBI's taxonomy places the organism in Eukaryota, Fungi, Basidiomycota, Agaricomycetes, Russulales, Bondarzewiaceae. The record is from RefSeq and is a predicted model, not a curated record. Gene Ontology annotation, molecular function: RNA-3'-phosphate cyclase activity.
CUUUUCUCUUCAAACACUCUCAUUAUACAUCUUCACACAGCUCGGGCAUGAGCGACAUUGAUGCCUCGAAGGCCGACAUGCAACUCUACAAACCAGUGGCGACUAUAGCCUCGGCCGUCAUCGACGGCUCGCGCCUCGAAGGCGGGGGCCAACUCGUGCGCAAUGCCGUCGCGCUCUCUGCGCUCAUGUCCAAGCCGAUUAUCGUGCAAAACAUUCGUCAAAAUCGAGUCCCCCCGGGAUUGAAGAAACAGCAUCAGGCCGGCAUACAGCUUGUUGGAGAGAUUGCGUCCGCGACGCUCGCCGGAGUACGCGACUGCUCUACAGAGAUCCACUUCCACCCGGGCGCGCUGCGCCUCUCGCGCGAGUACAAAGCCGAUUCAAAGACGGCCGGCUCGACCGCGCUCCUUCUCCAAGUCGCACUGCCCACAAUCCUCUUCUUCUCGGCUCCCACAUCGCCGCCGACACGCCUCGUGCUGCGUGGGGGCACAAAUGCGCUGCACGCGCCGCAGAUCGACUACACGAGCGUCGUCCUGCUCCCAUUCCUCCGCAGGCUCGGGCUCGAGCCGCAUUUGGACGUGCGGAGGCGCGGGUACUGGCCCAAAGGCGGGGGCGAGGUCGAGUUCGCUCUGCCCCCAGUGCCGGGCCCGCUGCGCCCCGUGACGAUGCUGACGCGCGGGGCUGUCCGUGCCGUACGCGGGCGCGCAUAUGUGUCGGGGGUGCCGGCGUUCCUGGCGCGGGAGAUGCGGGACGCGGCGAUGGCGUAUCUUGUCUCGAGGGGUGUGGACGCGUCGGUGAUCGAUAUCGAGGCCGUGCGUGAAAGGGACAAGGACGCGUUGGGGGGUGCAUCGGGGAUUUUUGUGUGGGCGGAGACGGUGGAGGGAUGCUUGAUCGCGGGCAGCGCUGUGGGAAUGAAGUUGCUACAUCCGAAGACGGUCGGGGAGGAGGCAGCAGAACUGUUGUGGAGGAAUCUGGAGCACGGGGGGUGCGUCGAUGAGUUCAUGCAGGACCAGAUGAUCAUCUUUCUCGCUCUCGCGAAGGGCGAGUCAAUCGUGAAGACAGGGCCGUUGACGUUGCACACGAAGACGGCCAUAUGGGUUGCCGAGCAGCUCACCGACGCCAAGUUCGAAAUCGAGGAGGAUUCGUCGGGACAAGGUGUCCUCAUCCGAUGUCAAGGUAUCGGUCUCACCGCCGAGCAAAUACCACAUACGAACAAAACAGAGGCUAGCCCACCACCACGUGCGAAAAGCCGCGUCUUAUAUGAUUCCCUAUCGAAACGCUGAGUACAAACAAGGAUUUCAAUCCAUUAUUAUCCUGCGCACUGAGCAGGCUCGCCGACGACAGCCGCCGCGCGCGCGAAAAUAAUACAUGUAUAGCAAACUGUCCAGUACAUAUGGUGGAAAUUAGAUGCGCGACGGGAACCCCUGAUCACCGAUUCCAAGAUAGAAGACUCAUGUCUCCGAGCCGCCUGCGGGAAAGGGCACGUGAGUGGACAAUGGCGAGAGCAAGGUGGGGAAAGGGGUACCUUGGCUUCAGGAGGUGUCGGAUAGUACCUGUGACGGCGAGCAGAACGAAGAGACCGGCUGCAGCCACGUAUGCCCAGCCGAGGAACGGGUUCUUCCCCCC